This is a messenger RNA of Scomber japonicus (chub mackerel), 1539 nucleotides long. It is a transcript of the gene cacfd1, whose product is annotated as calcium channel flower domain containing 1. Gene Ontology annotation, cellular component: membrane. The coding region runs from base 378 to 881 and encodes 167 amino acids. Gene Ontology annotation, biological process: vesicle-mediated transport. NCBI's taxonomy places the organism in Eukaryota, Metazoa, Chordata, Actinopteri, Scombriformes, Scombridae. The record is from RefSeq and is a predicted model, not a curated record. The transcript is spliced from 5 exons.
CAGAUAUUAGUAUACGGUUAACAAAUAGUAGGAAAAGGAGCACAGCAUCGUUUCUGUGUAUUCAUAUCGUUACUACAGUGUUGGGGGGACGGAUGCAGUGGUGAUAUCGACUCCUAAGCGGCAGCUGGUGGCAGCUAGCCGGGUUAGCUGGUAGAGACUGAGGCUGUGUGGAUGAACUGCUGGCAACAUCAGCCUACGCGAAAACACAAAGAAAAGAUAAAAUACUUUUUUUUUUAAGUUUAACUUACGUAUAGUUUCAUUUAGAAGGGACUAGUCGUGUCUUAAUAAGAUAGUUGUUAAGUUUCUUGAGGGCCAGCUAACUUAGCCACAUCUGUAAAUACUGGGUUAGCUUUAGCUAACUUUGCCUGAAAAACACAAUGAGCUCUGAAGAGGCUGCAGCGUCCACUAAAGCCACCCCGGAGGAUGAUGGCAUGACAUGGUGGUACCGAUGGCUCUGCAAAAUAGCAGGGGUGCUGGGAGGAAUAUCCUGUGCCAUCUCAGGAGUGUGGAACUGUGUCACUGUGAACCCUUUAAACAUCGCUGCAGGAGUAUGGAUGGUGUUGAACGCUUUUGUUCUGUUCCUAUGCGAGGUCCCGUUCUGUUGCCAGUUCAUAGAGUUUGCCAACGCUGUGGCCGCCCGUGCAGACAAAUUCAAACCUUGGCAGAAAUCUUUCUUCUACUGCGGGAUGGCUCUCUUUCCCAUUUUCUUGAGUUUCUCCUUUACAACCUUGUUUGGAAAUGCCAUCGCCUUUGCAACAGGAGUCCUGUACGGCCUUGCAUCUUUAGGCAAAAAGGGAGACGCCGUGACUUACGCCAGACUGCAGCAUCAAAAACAAGGGGAUGAAGAGAGGAUGACAGGAACGAUCGGGGCUCCGGAGUGAGGCGUCCACCGUCCCACCCUCAAUCUACUUCCUCAAUUUUCUUACUGAGGAAUUUUUUCUCCCUAUCCUCCGCCCACCCUACCUCUUCCUCCAUUGCCCCUUUCGCUCUCUUCCAUUUCCGUCACCAAAUAACAACGUUACUGAGUUUAUUUAUUUAGUUAAACCGCUGCAUUCUUGUUCACCUGACCUAAUAGCAUCUGAACUGACCGGCGUUGGAUUGACUCCGUUAUUUGGUACCUGGCGUGUAAAUGGAAGCUGUCAUUAAGACAUGAUACUUUAGAUUGUAUGGGUUUGUUUUUAUGUUUUUAAUCAUGGAUUGUAUUUAUUAUAUGUUUCCCUUUUGUUGUUUUGCUGCUGUUAGUUGUAAACCCCCUCUUUUUAUUGUGAGGAAAAAGUUACAUCUUUGUAGCCCGAGCCUUUCAGGAAACAAAUAGAAAACAAAGACAAGGCUGAAUGAAUAGAAAUUGUGAUUGUAAAAUGUACAUAUUUUGACUUCAUGUCAUUCACUUGGACUUUCAGGCUGUGAUUCAGAGUUGUCUGGGAGUGAGGGAGUGCAGUGGGUAAAGAAAGGUCAAAGCAUUAGGAACUUUCCCACUGAGGCCCCGUUCAUGACCAAAAGUUCCAGGUAAUGUGGAACCAGAGGAACUCAUCUCAGGAA